AUGGCGGGACUGCGCCACGGACGGUGGGUGCUGCUGUUCGCAGGCCUUGGGGCAGUGUUGCCGGUGGCCGCUGUGUACUAUAGACUUGCUUGGCGCCGGGGGCCGCGUGGCACCGCGGGUGGACCCAGUGGUAGCAGCAGCAGCACUAUGGGCGCAUGCACUCGCGAUUCUGAGGAGGAGAAGGAUGCUGCCGCUCUUGGCGAUAAUGAGCGGCAAAAUUACCACGCUGCUCUUCGACAACUGAAGGAUAGGGCGAACAUGCAUUUUCAGUCUGGGCGUUUUGAAGAGGCGCUGGAGACGUACCAGGGCUGCCUUGAUGUGUGCGCUGCGCUGGGCGCCGCUGAUAAAGAGGCGGUGCAGGUCAAUCAGAUUGUGCGCUCAAACGUUGUGCUGGUGUUUCUGAAGCUGCAGAGACCGGAGGAGGCUCGGAUGGUGGCGACAUUCCUGCUGCAGGACGAGAUGACCCCUGUGGAGGGUGAGUUAAAAGUGAAGGUGCUGUAUCGUCGCGGCAAGGCGAGCCAAGAGCUUGGGGACCGAGAGUCAGCCCUGUGUGACUUCAGGGCGGCUAUUAUUUGUUCCCCCGACGGGAAGAAUCCUGCUGCAGAAAGGGAAAUUGAGGCUCUCUCACGUAAUUAA
Molecule: messenger RNA, 636 nt
Organism: Trypanosoma grayi
Lineage: Eukaryota; Euglenozoa; Kinetoplastea; Trypanosomatida; Trypanosomatidae
Exons: 1
Coding region: 1-636 (211 amino acids)
Molecular function (GO): protein binding
Source: RefSeq, a predicted model, not a curated record